This is a messenger RNA of Lampris incognitus (smalleye Pacific opah), 3824 nucleotides long. Its product is annotated as adhesion G protein-coupled receptor E2. The transcript has 20 exons. The record is from RefSeq and is a predicted model, not a curated record. Bases 1 to 2418 code for a protein of 805 amino acids. Gene Ontology annotation, cellular component: membrane. Gene Ontology annotation, biological process: adenylate cyclase-activating G protein-coupled receptor signaling pathway; cell surface receptor signaling pathway. Gene Ontology annotation, molecular function: G protein-coupled receptor activity; calcium ion binding. NCBI's taxonomy places the organism in Eukaryota, Metazoa, Chordata, Actinopteri, Lampriformes, Lampridae.
AUGGCGAGCCCAGUGCUUGUGGUCCAGAGGCAGGUGUCUCUGGUGUGGAGCCAUGAGAUCUGUGAUGCUUUGUUCCCAGCGCUUCACACACUCCUGUUGACAGAGCUGUCACAACCUUGUCCUCUGGGAUAUACCAGCAUUGGCAAGAACUGCUCUGAUUAUAAUGAAUGCGUUGAUGAAGACGAUCCGGAUUUUGAGCACCCGUGUGGUGAGGAUGCAGUCUGUGAGAACACGGUGGGGAGCUUCUACUGCAAAUGUGCUGAUGGCUUCAGAUCCUCAUCAAAAGCCAGCGAUUUCACCCCAGAAACAUCUGGAACCUGCAAAGACAUCAAUGAGUGUUUGGAAAAUGGAGACAUCUGUGGACCAAACACCGAGUGUUUGAAUGCGAUCCCGUUCUAUGCCUGCAUUUGCAAUGUGGGAUUUAUCUCCACUACUGGCGUGGAGACGUUUCGUGGUGACAGUGUGACAUGCAGAGAUAUCAACGAGUGCCAAGACAAUCCUUGUGGACAGAAUGCCGCAUGCAUGAACACCGAGGGAAGUUACCACUGUGUCUGCAAUGGGGGCUUUGCACUGAGAUCAGGGAAAUCUGAUUUCACAGGGGAUGAGGAGAAAUGUGAAAACAAAUGUACAAUUGAUAAGACGAUCUGCAGAAAUGGAACCUGCCACCUUGGAGCCGACAGCCAUUAUUGUACAUGCUACCAAGGCUUUACUAACUAUGGCAACAAAGAGAAGCCUUGCACCGAGUUGAACUGUGAUGCAUUCAUGAGUGGACAUAAUCAUGAGCAGCUCCCAGGCGCACAAGAUCUGCAGCUCCUGUUGGAGAAAAGCUGUCGGGAGCUUAGUGAGAGCGAAACUCCUAAAGAUGUCAACGCAGAGGACUUGCUGAUGAGACUGCUGGCUAUGGUAGAUGAGCUCCUGUCUGGCGGGGACCUCAGGGGCAACAGCCAUGUGUCUGCCGUGCUGGAAAUUGUGGAGAAUGCUCUGGUCUUUAUAGGACCUAUCGUGAAGAAACCCCAUGUAAAGAUGUCCAAAAUUCACACAGAGCUGGAGCUGCUGUUAGAAUGGAGCACUGUCUUACCUGAGGGACCCAUGACUCUGUCCUCUGAACAUGGCCAAAUGGAUAUCCAGUGGGAGACGGCUGCAGGAAAUGCUUCCUCUUAUCCAGGCUUUGCAACAAUUUCCUUGCUAACGUGGAAGAACCUGGAAAACUACACUGACGGAUUUUUCAGCGGGAUGAAAGAUGAAGGAGUCAAAAGCUACCGAAUCAACUCAAAAGUGUUGACCGCCUCCAUUAGUAACAGAGACAGAGACUUCCUGAAAGAGCCGGUCACACUGACUUUCCACCACUUAACGGAGUCUGUUUUGCAGCUCAACCACAGUAACCACACCUGUGUGUACUGGGACUCUGCGGAGAGUGGGACCUGGUCUGCCCAUGGCUGCAGUGUUGUGGAGUCCAACUCCAGCCACACUGUGUGUUCCUGCACACACCUGAGCAGCUUUGCCGUGCUCAUGGCCCUCUACGACUUUGAGCAUCCAUUUGAGCUGCAGCUGAUUACUUGGAUGGGCCUCUCCCUGUCGCUGCUGUGCCUGAUUCUCUGCAUCCUUACAUUUGCACUGAUCCACUCCAUCCAGAGCACCCGGAAUACCAUCCACCUACACCUCUGCAUCAGCCUCUUCCUCGCCAACCUCGUUUUCCUCGCCGGCAUCUCCCGCACAGAGAACCGGGCUGGCUGUGCCGUGGUAGCAGGUCUUCUGCAUUUCUUCUACCUGGCAGCAUUCUGCUGGAUGUGUCUGGAGGGCAUACAGCUCUUCAGGAUGGUGGUGCUGGUCUUCAACACAACCUUCAAAACCACCUACAUGAUGGCAGGUGGCUAUGGAAUCCCUGCUGUGAUCGUCGCCAUCUCCGCCAUAGCUGAUAACAAGGGCUACGGCACCAGUCGACACUGUUGGUUAAACGUGGAAACCGAAUUUAUCUGGGGCUUCUUAGGUCCUGCCUGUGUCAUCAUCAUAGUGAACAUCAUCUUCUUUUCCAUCACUGUCUGGAAGCUUGCACAGAAGUUUUCGAGUUUGAACCCUGACCUAAAUAACUUACGCAAAAUCAAGGCAUUCACUGUCACUGCAGUGGCUCAGCUCUGUGUGCUGGGCUCCAUGUGGAUCUUUGGCUGUUUCCAGUUCGGGGCGGGCACGAUAGCCAUGUCUUACUUGUUCACCAUCCUCAACAGUGUGCAGGGGGCCCUGCUGUUCAUCAUGCACUGCUUGCUCUCUAAACAGGUGAGGGAGGAGUAUGAAAAGCUCCUGUCUCGUGUCUGGACGCCUCAGAAGAAGAGUUACUCAGAGUUCAGCUCCUCCCAGUUAAGUAAAGUACAGGUAUCCAAAGGAAUUGAAUCAAGUGCAACUGGACUUGGUAUAUAUCCUUGAAGACGUUUCACCUCUCAUCCAAGAGGCUUCAUCAGUUCGUGUCUUUCUGACUAGACCAAGCUAGUCUCUAGUCUUUAUACAGACAUCCAAGAGCUCCCAAAACACAGGAGAGUCUCAUAUCUGAAGGGCAGAGGAGUGAACUGGGAAAACAUCCACAAACGCUGUUGCUGAUGUCACGCCAGUGUGCCACCUCCUGAAACCUUUUUAUGGAGGACUAACAUCCUUGCUUCCUUUUUUUUUUGUAAUGCAAUAGUUUGCUUCAUAGCAAAACACUGUAAAGCUGUACUGAUGUACUGAUAUAUGCUAGCCAUUACAUUUCUAGAGCUGUUAAUUGUGGUAUUUUGUUAAUGAAUAGUUUUGUUCCAAAGCACUGGAUACCUAUCUGGAAAAAGAAAUGACAACAUUUCAGCAACAUGUCGUUUUUUUUAUAUAUAUUUUUUUAUUUUUCAAACCAUGGAGUUCAGCUUCCAGACGUUCUCCCGUUAUUUUCAUGUGUGGGGUAAGGGUAUUAUAAUAAGGGCCACUCAUAAGACCCCUGGAGUAUGAGGACCGCUGAUUUGGGCCAAAGUGAUUCACUGGACUUGCUUCAUGAGGACCUGGUUUAAUCAGGUACACAACAGCUCGUUAGAUCACCCAGGUACUUCAUCGGACUCGCCAAGACAAUGUAAAAGGGUGCCUUUUUGUUUGUUUGUGUUCUGUUGGUCAUUUUGUCUAGUCUGUAUAGUUUGUUCCACUUUAUUUAAGAUGUUGUCUUCAAAGUAGCCAGUAAUAAGGAAAAUAUUGAGAUGGAGUAAUUUGAAAUGCCCAUUUGUGUUCAUAUAGUUGUACAAUUGUAUAUAAAGCAAAGAAAAUGCACCCGUAUGUGCCUCAGCAGGUAUAAUAUCAUGUUAACGUGUUACGUCUAAAUGUAUGAGUCGACCGCCGGUCUGUGACGUGCCGAAUACAGAUGGUCGGCCCUUGAACGCUCCAAAGCAGCUAUAGCUGUCAUGACUGUUGAACCAGUAGUGUGUGAACACACCAUGCAUCAUGUUUUUAUCUGAAGCAGUAAUUAUGCAAAAUGCAUUUCCACACAGCUAAGGUUUCGUUUUUCUUUUCUUUUGCACUAAAGAUGAUUUUUGUUAUGAGACAGCGACAGUGGAAGGCAGACAGGAAAUGAGAGAGGGGGGGGAGUGGUAUGCACUGUAACCAUUCGGCUACAGAGGCACUGCAGGUAUUAAGAAAUGGAUAUUAUUAUUGUUUGUGUUGUUUUUAAGUUGUCCCCCAGAGAUGUAAAGAUGACUGAUUGUGCAGAUGUAUUUUGUUUGAGAAUUGUCACGAAAGCAUUGUGAUGGUGUCAGCGCCUCCCCCCUGAUGGCUUUGUAAUAGUUUGCUAAGUCAAAAAGAAUACAUUAAAACUUCCAGACUGA